ACGUCUACCUGCCGUGUCGCACGCCCCCGUAGACUUCUGUACCGCCCUGAGCUGGCCUAGGCGCUUCUAUUCCCGCGAACGUAUUUAAAAACCUGCCCCAGCCUAAACUGUCCAGAAGCUCCCCAUCUUCCUCGCUGCCGCCGGUAGCCGACCCUCUUGAAACUUUUGUCGUGCGCCGCCUCCGUCAUCGCCGCAAAUGCCAAAGGAACACAAGAAGCGCGGCCGCCGCGAGGACCAGAAGAAGCGCAAGCGGGACCACGACGACGAAUCUGCCUCGAAACGCUUUAGAAAAGAUGAUAUUGAGCAUGUACAGGCCGAAAAUCCGCUGCAACAUGUCGCCAACGAUGCUCCCCGCCAAGAUGCUGCGCCUUUCUACGGUAUGCUCGACGAGCAAGAGCAGGAGUACUUCAAAAAGGCCGACGAGAUGCUUGAACUGAACCAGUUUGAGAGCCCAGAGGACCGCCGAAUCUUCCUUGCCAGUGUGUGGAAGGAAGCAGAGGGCAAGGAACUCAAAAUGGCCACCAGCCAGACAUCCCGCUUACUCGAGCGGCUGAUUCUACUAGCCUCAGAAGAUCAGCUGAAGAGCCUAUUCCAAAAGUUCAGUGGACACUUCCUCAACCUCGUCCAGAACCGCUUCGCCUCGCACUGCUGUGAGACCCUCUUCAUACAAGCCGCUCCCGCCGUCAGCCAAGAAAAUGCUAGUGUCAAGACCGAAGCGCUGAACACCCCGCCAGCUUCUGACCCCGAUGAGAUCAUCGUGUCCAUGGAAAACCUGUUUCUAUACACACUGGGCGAGCUUGAGGGCAACAUUGGCUUUUUGAUGACGGAAAAGUAUGCAUCCCAUGUCCUCCGUGUAUUGCUGGUAAUCUUGUCUGGCGAGCCGCUAGAGAAGCAGGGUAAGUCAGUCACUCAGAGCAAGAAAAAGGAAAAAGUCACCAUUUCCGGCGCAGGAGAUGAGCGCAUCCUGGAGAAGCGAGUCGUCCCGGAAUCCUUCCUCGAAGCUCUAGAAAAGGUCAUCAGCGACAGUGUUUCCGGCAUAGAAGCCCACUACCUCCGUUCCCUCGCCAUACACCCACUUGGUGGCCCAACGCUGCAAUUGCUGCUCAAGCUUGAGUUGUCGCAUUUCGGCAAGUCUCGGGCCAAAGACGAAAAGUCAAUCAUCCACCGAUUGCUGCCCGACAACCCCAUCGCCGAAGGAACAGAGAGUGCCAUUCUCAUCAACGGGCUCGUUUACGACUCUGUAGGCUCCCAUCUUCUGGAAACCAUCAUCGAGCACGCCCCCGGAAAGCUCUUCAAGCAAAUCUAUGGGGAAUUCUUCAAGGAGCGCAUGGGCAGCCUGGCACGCAACGAGAUUGCUGGCUACGUGGUUGGCAAAAUUCUCGAACGACUCGGCAAGGAUGACCUGGAAGAGGCCAUGCGUCAGAUUGUGGACCAGAUUCCUAGUCUGGUAGAACGCAACCGAACUGCGCCUAUCAAGACGCUCAUUGAGAGGUGCGUGGCCCGAGAGGUAGACUGCUCGCCCAUCAAGGCCCAACUUGAGACUGCUUAUGCCGGACCCCACGGAUUCGAGGUCACCCGUAUUCUCAAACUUAACGAAGAUGACGGGAAACCACGUGCUAGGCAUGGCGAGUCGAAUGAAAAGGUGCACGGCUCACUGUUGGCACAAACCAUGAUGACAGUAGACGGACCUCUAGGUCAACUCGUCUUCGACUCUCUCGCCAACCUCUCGCCUGAACUUUCCAUUCAGCUGGCUCGCGAUGGAACAGCAUCACGCACGCUGCAAGCAGCUCUAGUCUCCAGGAAUGCUACAGUCAUCUUCCGUCGAAAGAUGAUUCAGCAAUUCUACGGUAAAAUUGGUGAGCUUGCGCUAGACCCAAAGGCGUCUCACGUUGUAGAUGCUAUAUGGUAUGGCACAGUUGGCCUUGCAUUUAUCCGUGAGCGCAUCGCGGAAGAACUUGCCGAGAACGAAAACUCGUUGCGAGAAUCCCAAGUAGGCCGUAAAGUAUGGAAGAAUUGGCAAAUGGACCUCUACAAACGCAGACGCAACGACUGGGUCGCCCAAGCGCGGACCACUGCCGGCAAUGAGGUCUUCCAGUCUUUCCCUGACGAAAGUCAGAGUGAUGUAGCAGCACCUGCGCGGACCCAUAGAGCCUCGAGACAUAUGAGCGCCAUUGAGCUCGCUCGGCAAAAGUUUGCAGCCGCCAAAGCCGCACAGGCAAAAGACGGAAAGAAGCCCAAAAAGGGAAACAACCCAACGAAUGGAAGCGGUGAGACACCCAGGAGUCUUGUAGCGCAAUAGCAGGUUGAUGCAUGAAAUGUAAGAGAUGUAGUGCGCUUUUGUCAUGGCAAUUUAGAUAUCAGGCAUAGUAAAAACGGCGUUUUACGAGCAGGGGUUCAUGUGGGUAUGGGUUCGUGAUGCGCAAUGUUCAGAUUUGACGCAUUCUAGAUACCUUUUUCGUUCGUUCAGCUGCAUAAUUGUAUCGAAGGAUUUCUGCA
Molecule: messenger RNA, 2496 nt
Organism: Pyrenophora tritici-repentis Pt-1C-BFP
Lineage: Eukaryota; Fungi; Ascomycota; Dothideomycetes; Pleosporales; Pleosporaceae
Biological process (GO): ribosomal small subunit export from nucleus; endonucleolytic cleavage in 5'-ETS of tricistronic rRNA transcript (SSU-rRNA, 5.8S rRNA, LSU-rRNA); endonucleolytic cleavage in ITS1 to separate SSU-rRNA from 5.8S rRNA and LSU-rRNA from tricistronic rRNA transcript (SSU-rRNA, 5.8S rRNA, LSU-rRNA)
Cellular component (GO): preribosome, small subunit precursor; nucleolus; 90S preribosome
Molecular function (GO): RNA binding
Source: RefSeq, a predicted model, not a curated record